AUGUCACCAUCAAACCCUUCAAAAACUCUGAACCGGCGGCGGCAGGCCCGCCCCCUCCGUCUCCACCUCUUUCUUCCGCCGCAUCUCCAGCACUUUCCGGUGGUUGUUCGAGUGCUGCUCGUUCGAAAAACUCGGGCUACAGGCGGGCCUGUACUCCGGCAGCAGCCGCCCCGACUUGUACCUCACCCCGCAAGCAUUGCAGAGAGUCUUCGGGCCAAGCGGCCCGGCCCUCCACUGCGGCGUCUUGGUAACCCCGCAGUGAGCGCACCUCCUCUGCCCCGCCGAAGCUCCGCCGCCCGACUUCGCCCUCCUGGUGCUUGGCGGUGGAAACGAGGUGGUGGUGGAGACAGAGGAGCUCGGCGAGGCGUCCGGCCCGGCAGAAGAGGGGGAGAGAACGGGCCAGACGCGAACCCCAGUUCGGGCCCUCUUCGUUCGGGCCUUGGUCUGAACCGGAGUCGUCAAGCACUCCGAUCCGGCCGGCGGCGUGGGGAAUUUUCCGGCGAGCGAAUAAUCCGGCAACGACCGAGCUCGCUCUCAUGGAGAGUUCCGAAAUCGUCUCCGGCGACGAAACCACGGUUCUCCGGUGCCGGCGUUGCUUGCUUCUCAAGGGCGGCUUCUCCGGUCCCGGGUUCAUUCCCAGGCGGAGGCGGAGGCGGAGGCGGAGGCUCCUCUGUUUCGGAAAAUCCGUUUGAAAAAUCGAGGAGCUCGUCGACAAACAAGUCGUCCCCCGGGCAGCCGGCCGAAUCACCCGCCGGCGCCGCCUCCGGGUCGAACCCGCCUCCACAACCCAGCUCCAUUCCCUACAGGCAAAAUCGAAAAACUCUCAUGCAAAAUUAA
This is a messenger RNA of Striga asiatica, 837 nucleotides long. The record is from the annotation of a GenBank genome assembly. Lineage: Eukaryota; Viridiplantae; Streptophyta; Magnoliopsida; Lamiales; Orobanchaceae.